UCUCUCGGGCGAUGGCAAUGGCGCUGGCGUUUACAUCGGGCUUGAAUCUGGCUCCUGGGAUGGCGAUCGAUUCGUCGCUCGUGAGAGCACGGCAAGGUACUCGUCCGCGGCCGUCUAGAUUCAAAUGUAGGGCUCACGCUGGUAGAAGCAGCAGCGGCAGCACCGGCAAGAGCUACUAUGGCUAUGAUCUGUAUGAGCUCCUUGGCGUCGAGAAUUCCGCGCCACAGCCGGAGAUCAAGAAAGCAUACCGAUGGCUCCAGAAGAAAUGCCAUCCGGAUGUCGCCGGCGAGCUGGGACACGACAUGUCGAUUCUUCUCAAUGAGGCCUACGCCAUUCUCUCCGAUCCGACCAGCCGUGGUUCAUACGACGCUGUAAGAUUUUCUUUCUUCUUUUCUUUUCUGGAAGACAUGAGUUUCUCUUCUUUGUUUUCACAGGUCCGUGCUGAAUGGAUUCAGUUCGAAGGAUUCACGGGCGAGCCGCUCUAUUCCAGAUGGAUGGGACCAGCAAGCGAAGAAAAGGCCGUUUUUGUGGACGAAGUACGCUGCAUUGGCUGCUUGAAGUGUGCUCUCAUUGCGUCCAACACUUUUGCUGUUGAGAAACGCUAUGGUCGAGCUCGGGCAGUUUCACAGUGGGGUGAUUCGAAGCCAGUUAUCGACGAUGCUAUCCGAGCUUGUCCCGUGGAUUGCAUUUCGUGGGUGGAUAGAGGGAAACUAGCAGCUCUCGAGUAUCUCAUGGCUAAACAGCCUCGCUAUACGGUAAACAUAGAGCCUGAAAACAGCCCCGGCGAGCGUGCAAUCGACGUUUUCAAGAGCGCAGAAAAGUUCUUGAAGAAAAAUGCAGAGUUUCAAUCUGAAAAGGAAAACCCUGCACAGAAAUACAGAACGGCUGCUACUGAUGCUAUACAAGCCCGAGCUGGAAGGUGGUGGCAUUUUUUUGUUGGGAAAAGCUACUCCUCAUCGGACGACUUCGAUCAUGCGAGAUCCUCGCAGGGAGCAAUCGUUCCGCUCAGCUGGUUCGCUAAGGAUGUGUAUAAUCAAGCCUUCAGGGGAUCACUGUUCGCACAAGGCAAGAUGAAAGCUUUGUACGAAGCCGUCACUCAACAACGGGAAUCUUCCUAUGCUCAAGCUGAGGAGUACUGGGAACCUCUCAGUAACGUAACUACCCCCAUUGAGAACUCGUCAUCAACGUCUACAACGCCUGCCACCCGUGUUGACGCGGCCACUAAAACACCACCUCGGAUCCACCGACCAUCGGAAAAGCAGCAAAAGCUUUUUAUGAUGAGACAAGCUGUUCCAGUGGCGGUCUCUUUGGCUGCGGCUCUGGUUGUCCAGUUUCAAACGGUAUCCAGCUCCCAGAUAUCUCAAGCUGCGGCCAGUUCAGGAGCGGCACACUCAGAUCGGUUCAGCUCAGUGCUCCAGGACCUCGCCUCGACUCCAGGCAUGCAGCCACUUCUUGCUGGCAUCGUCUGGUACGUGUUAACUUCCGUAGCCUGCAGCUGUGUAGCUCUAUUCGUCGACGACUCUCAAACGUAACAGCAGCUCUUGGCUCGAGAGCAAAGUUUCCAUUGCUCUUUGGUACGCAUGACUUAACUAAGGAUCCAGCUCAAGAACACGCUCGGCAGCAGCUUUAGCUCGUGUCAAGUCGUUGUGAACUCGACAAGCGUCCAGCAUCAUCAUCCAGGCCAUGACAUCUGGCUCCGUCAUUCUCCU
This is a messenger RNA of Selaginella moellendorffii, 1709 nucleotides long. RefSeq names its product chaperone protein dnaJ C76, chloroplastic. The record is from RefSeq and is a predicted model, not a curated record. The transcript is spliced from 4 exons. Lineage: Eukaryota; Viridiplantae; Streptophyta; Lycopodiopsida; Selaginellales; Selaginellaceae. Bases 12 to 1532 code for a protein of 506 amino acids.